Alnus glutinosa is the source of this 686-nucleotide messenger RNA. RefSeq names its product auxin-binding protein ABP19a-like. Gene Ontology annotation, molecular function: manganese ion binding. The transcript has a single exon. Bases 48 to 686 code for a protein of 212 amino acids. Lineage: Eukaryota; Viridiplantae; Streptophyta; Magnoliopsida; Fagales; Betulaceae. The record is from RefSeq and is a predicted model, not a curated record. Gene Ontology annotation, cellular component: cell wall.
UCAAGCACACCCUAAAAGCUUUUAAAAAAAAAAAAAACUAAUACGUCAUGAGGAUGAUAUCUCCCAUUAUCUUCAUCUUUUCUCUCCUGCUUUCCUCCAGCCAUGCUGCUGUGCAGGACUUCUGUGUCGCUGACCUCACAGCUCCUGAAAGCCCCACAGGCUACGCUUGCAAGAAGCCUGAACAGGUCACGGUGGCUGAUUUUGUUUUCUCCGGCCUAGGCGUUGCCGGAAACACCUCAAAUAGUAUAUUUAAAGCUGCAAUCACCCGCGCAGUUGCCUCGCAGUUUCCCGGUUUGAACGGGCUUGGAAUUUCUUUGGGUCGUCUGGACUUGGCGCCUGGUGGAGUUGCGCCAUUACACACACAUCCUGGAGGUACUGAAGUCGCACAUGUUGUGCGAGGGUCAAUCACCGCUGGGUUUAUUUCCUCUGCUAAUAAAGUUUACUUUAAAACUCUUAAGGAGGGUGACAUCAUGGUUUUCCCUCAAGGAUUACUACACUUCUUAGCGAAUGCCGGAGGAAUUCCAGCCGUAGCAUAUGCUAGCUUCAGUAGUGAAAACCCAGGUCUCCAGAUUGUGGACUUGGCUUUGUUUGGAAACAAUUUACCCACUGAAUUGGUGGCAGCAAUAUCUUUCCUUGACAUUCCUCAGAUUAAGAAGCUUAAGAGCGCUCUUGGUGGCACUGGUUAA